This is a messenger RNA of Helicoverpa armigera (cotton bollworm), 2027 nucleotides long. RefSeq names its product Nucleolar protein 66 (gene NO66). NCBI's taxonomy places the organism in Eukaryota, Metazoa, Arthropoda, Insecta, Lepidoptera, Noctuidae. The transcript has a single exon. The record is from RefSeq and is a predicted model, not a curated record. The coding region runs from base 196 to 1998 and encodes 600 amino acids.
UUUAAGCAUUGCAGCCAGUAGGCCGGGUUGGUUUUUUUAAUCAAAAUUAAGGACUGAUUUACCUUAUCCGAAGUAGAUAAUAAUCAAGUAGGUUUUUUACAUCGUAGUGUAGUUUAAAGUACUUUUGAAAGUGGUGUCAAUUUACAGUAAAAGAUCUAGUUUUCACGUGUGUGAUUAUUCCUAUUUUAUAUCGAAAUGGAUACUCCAGUAUCUGCUUUUGCUAUGUACAAAGCAAACACUUCAUCAAAUAAGGAGAAAAAGAAUAAGAAAAGGAAUAAAGGUAAACCACAAGUAAUUUCUCCGAAAGCCACAUCGCGUAGUUUACCGCCGCAAUUAAAAGAUGAGAAAAAGCAGAUAGAACUCGCGCUAAAGCUGAAAAAGAAGAAUAAGAAAGUUAAGGAAUCAAAGAACAUAAUUAAGAAGAAGCAACACAAAAAGAAGAGAUCUAAAUUAAGUAAACCUGAAACAAAAGUGAGUCCAGCUAAGAAAUCUACAAAACAGGUAUUAAAUUCAUCCGAUUUACCUGAUAGCCAUGAAGAUGUUCCAGUACUUCUUAAACCGCCUGCUAAGAAAGAGGUGCCUGACCUUGAAUCAGCAGAUGAAGUCUGCUCACACUCCAGCGAGGGCAGCUUUGAAUUCACUCCGGUGGAAACAGACAGUGAAGAGGAAGGACUGAAAGUAUUCAAGUGGAUGAUAGCACCUUACGACAUUGACGAGUUCUUUGCCAAUGUGUGGGAGAAGAAACCCUUACACAUUGCUAGAGGAAAGCAUGACUUCUACAAAGAAUUGAUAACCACACCAAUAAUUGACGAUAUGCUUCGUAAUGAACAUAUUCAAUUCACCAAAAAUAUAGAUGUCACUUCAUAUGUUGAUGGUGAAAGACAGACGCACAAUCCAGAGGGUAGAGCACAUCCACAUUUAGUUUGGGACUUCUACCUAAAUGGUUGUAGUGUAAGAUUAUUAAAUCCACAAACUUAUAUUCCUAGACUGCAUUUAAUGAAUACAGCAAUGCAGGAAUUUUUCAAUUCAUUUGUUGGUGCCAAUGCUUACCUGACACCUCCAGAUAGCCAAGGGUUUGCUCCACACUAUGAUGAUAUAGAAGCUUUCAUAUUACAAACUGAGGGCAAGAAACAUUGGCGUGUCUAUAAACCUCUGAAUGAGGGAGAAGUCCUACCUAGAGUAUCUUCAAAGAAUUAUCAACAGGAUGAAAUAGGCAAGCCAAUACUAGAAGUGACAUUAGAGGCGGGUGAUAUGCUGUACUUCCCAAGAGGAUACAUUCACCAAGGUGUCACAAUAGAUGGAGAGCACUCACUGCAUGUCACAAUCAGCAUGUAUCAAAAGCAUUCUUGGGCAGAUUUGUUUGAAAAGCUAAUGCCAGCAGCCCUACAACUUGCCAUUUCUGAAAAUGUUGAAUUGAGACAAGGACUUCCAUUUGAUAUCUACAAUCAUUUUGGUCUGGUACAUUCCGAUUCGCAGACCCCGCGUAGGAAGGAAAUAACUAAAAUGAUUUUGUCACUGUUUGACAAAAUUAAACAGACAUUACCUAUUGAUGAUGCUGUAGAUCAAAUGCAUAAAAACUAUCAGCAUGCAGCCCUACCGCCUGUCAUAAAUGACUUGGAAAAGGCUGUAACAGUAUUUGGAGAUUCCGAUGUGAUGAUAGCAGAUGGUGUAGUCACUAACAGAGUAGAAAUAUGUCCUGACACUAGAAUAAGGCUACUGCGCAAGAAUAUACUUAGAAUGGUUUCUGAAGACAAAAUUAGGGUGUACUAUUAUGUGGAGAAUUCAUUGGAAUACCAUGGCAAUGAGUUACCUUAUCUUGAGAUUGAAGAAGAGCUUGCACCGGGUAUAGAGACAUUGAUAACUGCCUACCCUGAAUAUGUUGCUGUGGAAAACCUUGACCUCCCCAAUGAUUCAGACAAAUUGAGCUUAGCAGAUGCGCUGUGGGGAAGAGGAUUAAUCAUGACUGAAUACCCUUUGGAGAAUGUUGAAGAUGACUAAGUAAUAAAUAAUGAAUUAAGUAUUGUAAA